AACCAGCUUGUGAGCCCGCCGUACAAACCCGUCCCCGUCACCGUCACCGUCCCUCCUACAGACUGCAGUCCAAUCCGUCUUCUAUCUGACGCGAGUGGGCUAUGAGACAUCCCAUCGUUCCCCUGACCCCACGUGAAAUCCCGAAAUCCCGAAGUUCUGAAACUCAACAUGUCAAGUCCCGCAGGCAGUCGCUCUUCAGAGAAUUCUCCAGACUCUUCGGGGAGUGGGAAUGGCAACUCGUCCUCCAAACCGAAGCAAGCGCCUCGAUCAGUGUCGCUUCUGACGCCCGAGCAGUUACAGCGCAAGCGCGCCCAAGAUCGUGAGAGUCAGAGGCAUACCAGGGCGCGCGUCAAGCAAACAAUUGCAGAGCUGGAAAGAAGGGUGGAAAUGCUGACCGAAGAAUUGCAUCUGGUCAGGCUGGAGAGUGCUUCCCUUCAGGAGAAAAACCAAUUGGCACCCCCAGGAACAAUCCGGUCGGCUUCCGCAGUGGGCCCUCCACACCCCAUCGUGGAAGACCCUAAAUGCUUUCCCGAAGGCACAGCCGCCGUUAUGGACGUUGUAGUGCGACAGCAGAGCCGCAUGUCACAGUACCUGGAAAUGGGCUCGCAAUUUGCAGACUCGAUAGUUAUUGCAGGACAGAUCAGCACAGAACCUGCCAGCCAGACCAUAAUUGAUCCCAGUCUCUUCUAUUUAUAUCAAGAUCUUGAGCAGCAACCAUUGUCAAUGCCGGUCUGGAAAGCUAGGCCAAUUCAUUACCCGGCAACUUGCAAAUAUGACCACAUCGUUCUUGAUCUUAUGGCGAAUCUGAAACCACUUCAUCAAAACGGGGGAACCACUCUGGAAUUUGCCAAUCCCAGCUUUCCUCACAUCUCAGCUCUUUUGAACCCGCAGCAGUAUUCUAUGAUGUAUCCUUUAGCGGCGGAAAUUGUGUCGAAGGUGAUCUACGUUUUUACAAUGGACAGCCUUCCUGAACAGAUUGCUAUCAUGUGGAAUAUGUGUACUUUGCUACGAUGGAUGAUUACAGGCAGUGAAGAAGACUACUACGACAUGCCUGACUGGAUGAGACCUACAGCAACUCAAGUUGUCACUGCUCAUCCCACCUGGGUAGACAUGUACCCAUGGCCAAAGUCGCGCGAUAGGUUGUGUCGAAACGCAACAUAUCAUGACAAAUACCAAGCAUUGACAAACGCAGCCAACGAAACAUUGUCAAUUAAUUGGCCUUAUCAACCUGAAGAUACUCUAAUCAAAAUAUCUCCCUCUGAAUACACAAUCAAUCCUGUGUUUCUAACGCAUCUUCGAAACCUUGAUAACUGGACCGUUGGCGCAGCAUUUAUUGAGGAAUAUCCCGAAUUUGAGCACGAAGUCAAAAUAGGGAAGCCUCGACUGUGGGGUCCGGCCUAUACUUAGGGUGUUGUAGCGAACAAAGAAGUUGAGAUCGAGAUCGAAAGGAGAGCGGGUUGCCCAAUCCAGCAACAACAUAUCAUGAGAGCAGCUGCUUUGCCGAGUCCGCAGUCUCGGGAAGGUCCCUUGACUCGUAAGCGCCGACUGACCACUGCCUGACCGAAACCGUCGACAUGCAGCAGCACAGCGAUAACCGGACUGCCAACACCUCCAUCAACUCGGCCCCAUCGGGCAACGGGCUCACAAGGCUAACUUAGCUGAUUUAUACCCAGAUCGUCGUCUACUGUACUUCGGAUUCUGAUGCGUUCUAUGCACGUUUUAGCAGGCAAUCAUGGGUCUCCUUACCUUCCUCGCCCAGCUUCCAGUGUCUUUUGGAUGGCGAUCGCUUGGACUUUUCUUCUUCAUAGCUGUAAUCAUUUCCCUCGUUAGCCAUACAGUCUACAAUUU
Molecule: messenger RNA, 1848 nt
Organism: Hyaloscypha bicolor E
Lineage: Eukaryota; Fungi; Ascomycota; Leotiomycetes; Helotiales; Hyaloscyphaceae
Exons: 8
Coding region: 169-1407 (412 amino acids)
Biological process (GO): regulation of DNA-templated transcription
Molecular function (GO): DNA-binding transcription factor activity
Source: RefSeq, a predicted model, not a curated record